Suillus discolor is the source of this 651-nucleotide messenger RNA. RefSeq lists its product as uncharacterized. The transcript has 2 exons. NCBI's taxonomy places the organism in Eukaryota, Fungi, Basidiomycota, Agaricomycetes, Boletales, Suillaceae. The record is from RefSeq and is a predicted model, not a curated record. The coding region runs from base 1 to 651 and encodes 216 amino acids.
AUGAGCCGCUCUCAACUGAAGAUCCUCUCCCAAUUGGCAUCGUCGCCUAACGAUGUGGCGUCAGGUCUUGCGCAAUGCAUGGAGGCCUUACGUCUCGUUUCCUCACUGCCAAGAUCAUCGCCUAUCAUGGUCGAGUAUUCGGGUAUGAAGGGUUCCAUAACCAAGGCGUUUGGAAGGGAGCAUCUCUCACGGGUGCCGUUCAGGACUGUAUAUGGGCUUGUCAAAGCCUCCAUGGAGCUCCCUGACGACUCGCGUAUCAUGUAUGCUGCAUUCUAUCGUGAAGAUGGGACAGUUGAUCCCGCAAAGGUACUCAUCGAUGAAGACUCAUGGAAAGAGCUUGUACCAUAUGUGCAUACAUUGCACAUCGAGGACGAUCGUCAAGCGAAUUCGGUAUUCACCGUACAAGCCUUGUCAUCACCAACUUUGCAGAGCACAAGGUCGUCUCCCUCCCCAAGUCCAGCGAUGGCUUCCCCAACACGGAGUUUGAAUAGCAACGCAAACACUUUCAUCCCCAGUAAAAAUAUAGUGACAUUCAAAUCGCAGGAUGGAACAAAGCUUAACCUACAAGCUCUCAGAAAGGGGAUGAUCUCCCCAGCAUGUAUGUCAUAUCUUUCAUUUGAGGUCGCACAGGAAGUUCAUGUCAACCCCUAG